Pistacia vera is the source of this 1440-nucleotide messenger RNA. Its product is annotated as alpha-galactosidase 1-like. The coding region runs from base 1 to 1296 and encodes 431 amino acids. Lineage: Eukaryota; Viridiplantae; Streptophyta; Magnoliopsida; Sapindales; Anacardiaceae. The transcript is spliced from 18 exons. The record is from RefSeq and is a predicted model, not a curated record. Gene Ontology annotation, biological process: carbohydrate metabolic process. Gene Ontology annotation, molecular function: hydrolase activity, hydrolyzing O-glycosyl compounds.
AUGCCUGGCUCACUUGGUUACGAGGAACAAGAUGCUAAGACCUUUGCCUCAUGGGGCAUUGAUUAUUUGAAGUAUGAUAACUGUUACAAUGAUGGAACAAAUCCAACUGCCAGGGGAGACAUGCAUCCUGCUACAUGGGGUUUCCGGGUAGGAAAUAGCUGGAGAACUACUGGUGACAUCAGUGAUAACUUUGACACCAUGAUGAAUAGAGCAGAUAUGAACAAUAUGUGGAAUAGUUGGAAUCACUUCAACUGCAAUGUUAAUGAAACUAUCAUCAAAGAUGCCGCUGAUGCUCUGGUUUCCUCUGGUCUCGCCCAGCUCGGAUAUACCUAUGUCAACAUAGAUGAUUGUUGGGCCGAAAAAGUUCGUGAUAAAAAUGGAAAUAUAGUGGCUAGAAACACUACGUUUCCAUCUGGCAUAAAAGCCCUUGCAGACUAUGUUCACAGCAGGGGGCUUAAGCUUGGGAUUUAUUCCAGUGCUGGGUUUUUUACUUGCAGCAACACCAUGCCUGGCUCACUUGGUUACGAGGAACAAGAUGCUAAGACCUUUGCCUCAUGGGGCAUUGAUUAUUUGAAGUAUGAUAACUGUUACAAUGAUGGAACAAAUCCAACUGCCAGAUAUCCUGCAAUGACCAGAGCUUUAAUGAAGGCUGGUCGCCCUAUCUACUACUCUCUAUGUGAAUGGGGAGACAUGCAUCCUGCUACAUGGGGUUUCCGCGUAGGAAAUAGCUGGAGAACUACUGGUGACAUCAGUGAUAACUUUGACACCAUGAUGAAUAGAGCAGAUAUGAACAAUAUGUUUGCUGACUAUGCAAGGCCUGGUGGUUGGAAUGAUCCUGAUAUGCUUGAAGUUGGAAAUGGAGGAAUGACAAAAGACCAAUACAUUAUACACUUCAGUCUAUGGGCCAUGGUUAAGUCUCCCCUUCUCCUUGGCUGUGAUUUGACGAAUUUGACUCAACAAACAUUAGAGAUUAUUGGCAACAAAGAAGUCAUUGCCAUUAACCAAGAUCCACUUGGGGUUCAGGCAAAGAAGGUUAGGGAAGAUGCUGAGAUAUGGGCAGGACCUCUUUCAGGCUAUAGAUUUGUGGCACUCCUAGUCAACCGAGGUACAUGGUCUACUAAUAUCACAGCACAUCUGGAAGACAUUGGAAUUCCCCCAAAAACUAAAGUUCAAGUUAGAGAUCUAUGGGAGCACAAGACACUGGAAGAAACAGCGACAAUGAACCUGACAGCUAGUCUGGGUGCUUAUGGAAGCAAGAUGUAUCUGUUGACGCCUCUUAAGGAGCAGUCAUCUUAAUUAUAUCUAACUUCAGGAAUUUUCAUUUUCUUUUGAUGUAAUAGGUCACUAGAUUUUAGAUUGAAAUUAGCUAAUAAUUGUAAGGCAUUUUACGUGGAUUUUAUUGUUAGUGACGAUUUGGAAGAAGUUAAGUUUUCCAUUUUU